CGCCCACUUCUUCCUCCUUCGGAGAAGGUAGAGCCCAGUCGAGUGAACAACCCUGACACAGAGGGAGUUGCAUAGGUAUGACAACGUUUACCUGCUGGAACAGAGAUGCCAGAUAUUGAGGGCAGCGUGUGAAUGGAGCCGUGUGCAAGUACGGCCUCCCUGCUGGCCUCCGUGCGGGAGCAGGAGAGGCAGUUUGAGAUGCUGAGCCGAGCUCUAGAGGAGGAGCGGAGGUCGUGCGCUGGCACCCUGCCCCGCCCGCUCCCAAACAUACAGAACAGUCGUGUUCCUUGUGAUGCGGACAUAGAAAGGCUGACACUUAACGAGGGUUACGUCAACGGAACACAUCAUUUUAGGAUGGAACCUGGUCAGCUGGUAGAGGAGACUUACACCAUGGUGGAGAAGGAGUCCACACCCGUCGUCUUUGUGGAAACCAAUGAUGAUGGCCCCACACGACGCACAGAAACCACGGUAAAAAAAGUAAUAAAGCCCACUGCCACUCGCACAGUCAUUCCCUCUGUAUCAGACACGCUUUCCUUGGAUGGUGGAGGAUCAGCAGUGGGUAUUGGAGCCUCCGUCCCACCCAUGGCAGGCGGCUACAGGCACGCACCUGGAGUAGGUGUACCCAUGGAAUACCCCACCCACACUGUUCCUCGAAACUACCACUAUGGACCCCCAGGUGUCUAUGAGGACUAUAUCCCUGGACCCCCUACGGAAACAUAUGCAAGCCUCAACCGGGGUGCUCAAAUGGAUGAUCGCUACAGACCAGUCCAUGGAGAUGGCUAUAGAACUUUGGAUCCAAGCUACAGAGCCCCCAGCAGGAACCAGCUGGACCCAUAUGCUGCUCAGCCUCAGGUUGGGCGAAUGGGAAGCGCAGUAGAACUCUCCUCCAUCCCAAGGUUUGUCCCAGAACCAUAUGGUCUGGAAGAUGAUGGCCGCAGCAUGAGCUACGAUGAGCCUGACUACCGCAUGGGGCAUCCUGUGCAUUACAGCACAGUUCCGCGUAAUCACCAGGGAUUCCCCCAAGGCCCACCACGUAGAGCUGGGAGUUACGAGGGCACGUUGGAUGGUGAUAUGAGUGGUCCAGGGGACAUGUAUUACUGGGGGGGGGCUCCUGUGGCACAAGGUGAAAGAGGAAGCAUGGCUUCACUGGACAGCACCCUGAGGAAAGGCCCAGGCCCACCUGGUGGAUGGCGUCAGCCAGAGCUGCCUGAAGUUAUCGCAAUGCUCAACUACCGCUUAGAUCCAGUCCGGAGCAAUGCUGCUGCGUACCUGCAACAUCUUACUUUUAAGAAUGACAAAGUGAAGUCUGAAGUUCGUCGUCUGAAAGGCAUCCCAGCACUGGUCUCUAUGCUGGACAACCCUAACAAAGAGGUUCACUAUGCAGCCUGCGGAGCGCUGAAGAACAUCUCGUAUGGGAAAGAUAAGGACAACAAAAUUGCCAUCAAGAACUGUGACGGAGUGCCUGCACUAAUUAGGCUUCUCAGGAAGACCCGUGACCAAGACCUCACUGACAUCAUUACAGGGACACUUUGGAACCUGUCAUCACAUGACUCUGUAAAAAUGGAGAUUGUGGACCACGCAUUGCACGCUCUUUCUGACGAGGUGAUGGUGCCUCGCUCAGGCUGGGAGCGUGGGAGCAACAGUGGCGGAGGGGAGGAAAACUGCAAGCCACGACAUCUGGAGUGGGAGACGGCACUCACGAACACAGCCGGCUGCCUGAGGAACGUAAGUUCAGAGCGAAGUGAAGCACGGCGAAAGCUGAGAGAGUGCACUGGAUUGGUGGAUUCUCUCAUGUACAUUGUCCAAUCCCAAAUCGACUGUAAAGAUGUGGACAAUAAGCUGAUAGAGAACAGUGUGUGUCUGCUGAGAAACCUAUCCUUUCACAUUCAUCGCGAAAUCCCUGGCUGUGAGCGCUACCAGGAAGCAGCACCUUUCAACCAGGGCCCUGCCUCGUCCAGCCAAAAGGCUGGUUGUUUUAGCGCCCGAAAGAGUAAAGAUGAGUGGUUUUCUAAAGGAAAGAAAGAUGAAGACACAACUGCCGACAUUAUAGACAUUCCAAAGAGGACCACACCUGCUAAAGGCUACGAGCUGUUGUUCCAGCCAGAGGUGGUCCGCAUCUAUACUUCUCUGUUGAAGGAAUCUAAGAAUCCCACAGUGCUGGAGGCCUCAGCUGGAGCUGUGCAGAAUCUUUCUGCUGGACGCUGGACAUAUGGCAGAUACAUCCGUGCCCUGCUGCGCCAGGAGAAAGGCCUACCCAUGAUGACGGAGCUACUGGGCCAUGACAAUGACAGAGUUGUACGAGCCAUGUCAGGGGCCCUUCGCAACCUGGCGAUCGAUGUUCGUAACAAAGAUCUACUUGGCAAACAUGCAGUGCCCAAUUUAGUGGCCAACCUGCCUGGUGGAGGUCAGAGUCAGCCUGUGCGAGCGCUAUCGGAGGCAACAGUGCUGUCUGUGUUGAGCACGCUCCAAGAGGUGCUUGGCUCAGGUGUGGAAGCAGUAAAGACUCUCAGAGCCUCGCAAGGAAUUGAGAGGCUAGUCCUCAUCAACAAGGACGGUAAUCGUUCUGAGAGGGAAGUGCGCGGAGCUGGUCUAAUAUUGCAGACUGUGUGGGGCUACAAGGAGCUGCGGCGCACUUUAGAGAAGGAUGGAUGGAAGAAAACUGACUUCAUGGUCAGCCUAAAUCCUCCCAGCAACAACACCAGGGCCAACGGAGGAUAUGAGGACAGCACUCUGCCGCUCAUAGACAAAGGGGGCAAAAGUGCGCAAGAAAUGAUUCCAAUGAAUGACAUGGGACCAGAUGCCUACACCACACUGGACCAGAGAGGAAGGAACGCCCUGGAUAACACCAUUGAGCCUGAUAAUAAAGUUGCAGUGCAGGGAGGGAAGUUUGGGGAAAGACAGGCCUCUUUGCCUCUAAUGGAUUCUUAUGAUGGUUAGACCACACCCACUGUGUAACUGCAUGAAUGUGCAUGAAAAACUGAUGGUGUGCAUCACGAGACGACCGCUUCCUCUCACCCACUGCCCUUGCUGAACCAACCACGAGGGACCUGAACACUACAGAUGGGACAAACCACCACCGUUUUACUUUCUCUACCUGUCUUUAUGACAUUCCUCCUUUUGCAGCUGACCAAGCCAAUGAAACACCUUAAAAACUAGAUAACUCAUGUUGCUAUGACAACAAGAUUGUGACAUUAUGACCACUGCCCUCGGCCCCCCACACACUACACUAAGAAUGUGUCAAUCAGAGUUUUCAACACUACAUAUCGUCUCCUCAUCUGGAAGACACUAAUGGACCUGCCAGGUUUGAGCAGACACUUGGACAUUUAAUCCGGGUGGAAUUGAACAUGAAUAAUCUGGUCAGGGUUUGUGUAAAUUCUCUUUUUAAUGGGCGACUACUACAAAAAAAACCUUGUUCUUGUUUUUGCUUUCGUGUUGUAUGACAUGUGCCAAAUGACAAUGCUGCCACUACAACUGCCAUGAGGCAAUUCUCUCUUAAUAACUUUAAAAACCUUGUUACUUUGCUUUUUGGACAUCAUUCGUCUGUAAAAAUUAAAUCUAAUAUAAAUGUAUCUAUGUGCAGUGGUACCUUGGUUUUUGGCAGUGAUCCGUUAAAACAACAACCAGAAUAAUGUCAAUCAAAUUAAUAUGCUCCAGACAUGCAAAACUAUCACCAUAUUUUAUACAGAAUAAUUAUAGUUUAUGUACAAAACCGUGUGAAAUGCAUAAAAAUUAUGAACAAAAUGUAUUACUUUUACCUUUAUUAAAGACGCUGAAGGUAUCGCUAUAAUUCAGUAGUGUUCCUCACCUUGUUUAUCAAAGUGCUGGCUCUCGCUACGUUCUUUGGCCCGGUGGUGGAAAAUGACAGAGUCACCAAAGCCUGGAAUCCUUCCUUCGGGUACUCAAUUUCAUAGGGAAAUUGAUUUGUUUAUUAAGUGCAAUGUUUGGCCACACGCUAACUGAGACAGUGUACAAAAAUGUGUCGAAAAGUGGGGGUAUACAAAAACCGAGGUGCCACUGUUACGGCUAAAAUACGUGUAUAUGUAUACUUACAUUUGAAAGCCCAUAAUCUGUACUGUUAUUAUAAAAAAGCGGUCUGAUUGGAGUGCCUUGCUUACUCAGGACAGCUAUUACGGACAUGUCACUAAACCUCGCCGUCAUGUGGAAUGCUUUGAGAUUAAUCUGUUUUUUAGGCAGGAUUCUUGUCAAAACUCGCCUCCAUAACAAAAAGGUCUUUUCCCCGCCCCCAUAUUCUUUCAUUGUUUGUAGGGCGACAAGCUGUUGUGCAACAUAAGAUGUAAAUACUUAAUUGAAAUGAGCAUGAGGUCGUGUUGGUGUUCACUUUUUUUCACAUCGACAGCCUGCUUUCCAACUUUUGCUUUCAAUGAUGGACUUAACCGAGCAGGGGAUUGAUUUGUUUUGUCUCAGGAGGCGCAGACAUUUGCUUAUCGAAAUACGAGAAGAAAUAAAGCACAUUUAAACUAUAUAUCAGAGAAUAUUUGUUAAAUGAAUGGCUUUAUGUAUUUUUUAUAUAUUGAUUUGGGCUUAAUUUCUUUUUGGUGUUGGGUUUGAAGGGAUAUGCAAUCAGUUUAGAUGUUCUGCUAUGUCAGAUGUGUCUUAAUUAAAAGUAUCCUAACAAAACAACUUGCCUGCUAAAACAAAAACAGCGACAAACUACACUUAAGUCUGCCUUGGCUCUUAAAGUUGCACAUUCUCAUUUAUGAAUGAAUUAUGUAACUAGCAAUACAGUUUACUAAUAAAAAAGAUAAUGUUU
This is a messenger RNA of Nerophis ophidion (straightnose pipefish), 4771 nucleotides long. RefSeq names its product catenin (cadherin-associated protein), delta 1 (gene ctnnd1). The transcript is spliced from 24 exons. NCBI's taxonomy places the organism in Eukaryota, Metazoa, Chordata, Actinopteri, Syngnathiformes, Syngnathidae. Gene Ontology annotation, biological process: cell-cell adhesion; cell-cell junction assembly. Gene Ontology annotation, molecular function: cadherin binding. Gene Ontology annotation, cellular component: nucleus; plasma membrane; cytoplasm. The record is from RefSeq and is a predicted model, not a curated record. Bases 133 to 2937 code for a protein of 934 amino acids.